Mya arenaria is the source of this 1218-nucleotide messenger RNA. RefSeq lists its product as uncharacterized. The transcript is spliced from 13 exons. NCBI's taxonomy places the organism in Eukaryota, Metazoa, Mollusca, Bivalvia, Myida, Myidae. The coding region runs from base 1 to 1218 and encodes 405 amino acids. The record is from RefSeq and is a predicted model, not a curated record.
AUGUCGACCUUUUACACUGAGCUUGACAAUACCAUCGAUUUAACUCUAUCCAAGAAUGAUGCAAACAAAUAUGGAAUGGUUCUACAAGAUGCCAUAGAAAUAUUUAUAGCUGGUCAGAGUCAGAGACAAGCCCCUGCAGUAGGGGCAGAACGAGAGGUAAAACGGUUGACAAAAGAGUCCAUCAAAGCCGAAGAAGAGUCCAUUUCGCCGACAGGAAAGGAUCAGGUACAAUCUUAUCCAGGAGAAGCAAGGGCCAUUCGAUUAACAAAACAGGAUGCCGAAAGUGUAGACGAACUCAUGUUGCAAAAAGGAACGGACCAUGUUCUAUCUCCAGCGUUGGAAAAAGGGGAAGCAGCAGAAGGACAUUUUAAACAAGAGUCCACCCAAAGUUUUGAUGAAGACUUGUUGCCGAAAGAUUCCAAGAUUCUACCAAGAAUAGAUCUGAAGCUUUUGUCUCUAAGAAAGGCAGAUGACUUUCGUUCAACGAAACAGAACGAAGAAAGUGAAACCCAAAAAAGUAAUGAUCCACCAUCAGAUCAGGACCAGUUGCUUCCGGUUGAGGCGGAGGAAGAAUAUGGCGAUUAUCAGUCCCUUCCGAUAGAGGCAGAGGAAGAGAUAAUUCGUGCGACAAAACAGUCCUUCGAGUCCGUAGACGAAGCCCUUUUACCGCUUGGAUUAUGCCUUGAUGAAGUUAGUAAAGGUUCAGUUAUGUUUAAAUGUAAGCCUACCCGGCCAAAUGCUCUUGAGACGCUUACAUCGUUUUGCAAUUCUGGGCGGAUAAAAGCAGUGAUUUCGGCAUUCUUUAGUGUGCCGAGUGCUCUUGAAAAUCUACCACAAGCAGGAUUUGUACAACGACUUACUAUAGAUGCAGCAUUUGUUGAUUACGAAAAUGAGAGAAAUUUACAAGAUGUCACUCUUAAGUUUCAAAGAUAUUCAGAAAAUGAUACCGAAAAAGAGCAAAAUGACCCGAAGAUCAAAACUAGGAUGAGAAUUGAAAGUACAGACAGUCAUGCCCUUGUUGAAGAUUUUGGAGUACAGACAGUAAUGCGUGUGGGCGAUAUGAAUGCAAGAAGACGUCUAUUAGACUUAUACAUUGAGAGCGAAAAGUGUUUUCUCAAAUGUGUGCCCUUGGUCAUAUCUGAUGUUGUGAACAAAGACUUUUACAAGACAUUGAGAACUCCGAAAUUUGGUAUGUACAGUCUUUCGAGUCAGACAUGA